This is a messenger RNA of Carassius carassius (crucian carp), 2886 nucleotides long. Its product is annotated as beta-1,4-glucuronyltransferase 1. NCBI's taxonomy places the organism in Eukaryota, Metazoa, Chordata, Actinopteri, Cypriniformes, Cyprinidae. The transcript is spliced from 2 exons. The coding region runs from base 342 to 1637 and encodes 431 amino acids. The record is from RefSeq and is a predicted model, not a curated record. Gene Ontology annotation, molecular function: glucuronosyltransferase activity.
UAACAGCAAGUGUUUAUGGAGUCGAAACCGGUACGCCAAAACACAAGUAGAGUGAGCCGAGCUCGUUUUACAGUGUUUACGGUAACGUUAACCGGAAGAGUAAAUAAACAUGCGCCGCCAUGGGCAGUGUGUGCGCGCUUCACGAACGCGUUUCUCUUCUGCUGUCCACAGGCGUCUUUUCAAUGCAUGCAUCCAAACAUGCAAGUAAAUCCCGUUUAAACUGACCUGCACUACAUCUGGCUGCAAUGCAUGCAUGAGGGCUGCAUAGCUGGCCAACCCUUGCUGAUCUGUGAGCACUCUUUCAUUUAAUUAGCAUUGACCUAAAGGUGCUAGUAAUUGUAAUGCAUUUCUAUAAAAAAUGCUCCGUGUUUAAGGUGGUGCUCAGUGCCCUUCUCAUUGUUGCACUGUUGCAGCUUUUAUAUCUGUCUUUUCUCUCAAAGUUGCACGGCAAACAGCAGCGCUAUAAGUAUUCUGAGCUCUUCGGCUCCAAAAAGACUGCAAACCAAGGAGAGAAGAACCCUAGGCGGGAACAUCUCAGGUAUUCUUUAUCCACAGGCGGGAUCUUCGAUGGGAGCGGACAGUACCGCGUGUAUAAGAACCUAAUCAAAAGCGACUUCUCGACCAAUCAGAAGCCAGGAGCGGAUCCCAGAUCGCAUCACCUGGCUCUGGCCACGCAUACGACCAUCAACAACCUUCACCAUCUGAGCUCUUUGUUGGAGCGCUGGCAGAAUCCUCUAUCCGUCGCGAUCUUCGCCAACGGUCAGGAUGUCAAGUUCGCGACAGCAUUCGUUUACGCCCUCAGUCUGUUUUGCCCGCAGGUUCAAGCGUUGGUGGACUUCCAUUUGGUUUGCCACUCGGGUGAAAUGGCCAGUUUCCCAGACCAAGAUCGAGAGCAUUUCGCCGGUCUUGAGGAGAUGGGCUGCUCCGGUGUCUUCGCCAAGCUCGAAUCGAACAGAAACAAGUUUAAAAACUACGCGAUUGGGAACAAUGUCUCGUACCCCAAUAACCUUCUUCGCAAUGUGGCCCGGAGUGGCACAGAUGCCGCUUACAUCCUGGUCAUCGACAUAGACAUGAUACCUAGUUCCAAUCUGCACCACCAAUUCGUGACAAUGCUAAUGAGACGUGAACCGGUCGCGGACGAAGUCCUCGUGCUCCCUGCAUUCGAGAUCAGACACACUCGUAAGAUGCCUGCGACGAAGGCGGAGCUGCUGCAGCUCUAUCAGGUGGGCGAGGUGCGGCCGUUCUACGAUGAGCUUUGCCCUCGCUGUCAGGCUCCUACCAAUUACUCGCAGUGGGUCAAUUUGGCCAGCAGGGGCUCCGGGCCCCUGGAAGUGGCAUACAUUAUAAACUGGGCCGAUCCGUGGGAGCCUUUCUACAUCGGCGCUCGAACGGUUCCUCUCUACGAUGAGAACUUCAGGCAGUACGGCUUCAACCGCAUCAGUCAGGCCUGUGAGCUUCACAUCGCUGGUUACCGCUUCUCUGUGCUGAGCAAUGCCUUCGUGGUGCACAGAGGGUUUAAGGUCCACGGAGAGUUUCACCGCAGGAAGGACGAGGAGAACCGCAAGAACCGCAUGCUCUUCCGCAGCUUCAAGGAGAGUCUGAAGGCCAAGUAUCCGAACUCGCCUCGCCGCUGCUGAGAGACGAGAGAGAGCACAGCUCAUCCUGACUUCAUGUGAGGAUCAUAGAUGCACACAACUCAAACAAGAACCUGUUUGGAUCUCAUUUCAAGCAUCAAAAACUACAGUCAAAGGAGAUGCUCUUGAAUGCUCAAUGUUUUCUCAAUAAGUGGAAGACAUGAUCCUUCACUCUUUUAAAGAGAGAAACUACGUAAAGAUGGUCCUUUGUUGUUUUCAUUACAUUUUAUUUCAAAGUUAACUUACUUAUUUAUUAGAUUUUUAUGCUGGUUUCAAAGUAUUUUUUCCCCACUUUCUUCCCCAAAUUUAAGGCAAGACACCCCAGAUGAAUAGUACAAAACAUGAAAUAAUAUAUAUCACCAUCAUUUUCUAGUUGAUUGAUUACAUUAAGAAUUGCAAAAAAAUAAAAAAAGUUUGUUUGUUGCAAGUUUCCAAAAGUGGUAUGUUUAAAUAUGUAAAUUUGAUUAAUUUGCAUACAUUUCCAGACCAUAAAUCUGAACAUCGGAUAAAGCCAGGUUCUCAUGUUGUGACGCGUGUUUGAGUCACUGACGAGACGAGGUCUUGUAAAGACCCAGAGAUUAGCUGUAAAGCUAUUAACAUAUUAAGGUCGAUAGGCCACCUUUAUGCUAAUAACAACUCUAAAGACGCUCACAGAGCCUGAAGAUAUCACACACACACACACACACACAGGGAGCGGCGUCUGAAAAUCAUAUUAGUGUUUUAAUUAUACUGUGGAUUAGGGGUAGAUGAUAAUUAAGCAACACUAGAUUAAUGCAGGAAUGUACAGUCUUCAGAUGAUUAGACUGAACAGGCAAUACUGUAAAUGUCAGAUAUUUACAAGAUAUGUAGUGUUUUACACUGAAUGGGGCUCAUAUGUAUUGUCCUUUGUUUUGGGAAAAUAUAAUCCGUUUUCUUUUACUUAAUAUUAUUUUUCAAAAAAAUUUUCUGAUGUUAAAAUCUUGCCUGACAUCGAAAAAGUACAUUAAAAGUACAUUUUUACAUUAGUUAUAUUAUUUUGCCAAUUAUCUUAUUUAUUUAUUUUGCCAUAAAAGCAACAUUUUGGUUAUUUAUCUGUUUACCCUGCAGUGUUGUGUAGUAAUGGAAGCAUGAAUAAAAAUAAAAAAAAGAUUGUGAAGUGUUUUAUAAAAUUAACUUAAAGUUUCAGUAUUUGUUGAAUGAUUAUUUAAGGUUUUUUUUAUUAAUAUUGACUUGUUUGUUUUGUAUCUAGUUACAAUAAAUCUACUACAUUUGU